Fragaria vesca subsp. vesca is the source of this 492-nucleotide messenger RNA. RefSeq lists its product as uncharacterized. The transcript has a single exon. Bases 1 to 492 code for a protein of 163 amino acids. The record is from RefSeq and is a predicted model, not a curated record. Lineage: Eukaryota; Viridiplantae; Streptophyta; Magnoliopsida; Rosales; Rosaceae.
AUGGCUAAUUCACAGCAGUAUUUGUUUCUGAUCAUCUUGGCUUCAUGGGCGAUUGUAAGUUUAGGCCUGGGUCUUGACUCCAUGGGACCAUUUGCAUGCAUGCAGAAAAUGACCCCUUGUCAACAGUACUUCAAGAAACUGGACAAUGUGCCUGAUACAUGUUGUGACCCGAUGAAGAACAUGCUAUCGGAGAAAUCGGACGAUAGGAAAUGCAUUUGCGGCGCCUUGAGCAACCCCCUGGUGCUGAAGAACUUGAACGUGACUCAGGAUGAGGUCAUGGAUCUUGCAAAUGCUUGUGGCUUGAAGGCUGACGUUUCAAAAUGCGACGGUAAGUCAAAGGACACUAAGGAUAAUGCAUCUCCAUCUUCUUCACCAGAAACCGGCAAGUCCUCCCCAAGUCCAUCACCAGCUCCUAAUGCAGCCUCUUGUUUCGGCAAAUCUGGUUUUGCAGCCUCGUUCAUUGCAGCUCUAAUUUUUUCAGCAGCAUUUUAA